GGCGCUAGUGUCGCUAACAAAAAAUAAACUUAUUGUAGUGCGCGAACCGCAAGUUUUUUGUAUAUUUUAGUGAAAAAUAUCACUAAAAAGUGUUUGUUUUCUAAUAAAAUAAGUGUAAAUUAACGUAGAAUUUCUAGCUAUGUUAUACCAAACAAUUUGAAUCGUUUAUAAACGCUUAAAACUUCAAGCGACUAAGUCAACGUUUUGUUAUGUUCAACAUUUACUGCCAUCAGAUUACUAAUAUUUUAAGGAUUUUAAUAUUUUAAUCUACUUAUUUUUGAAGAACAACGUAUUAUUAUUGAAAAUAUUACUCAUUACCCUUGAAGGAUAUUUUUUCUUGUGGUAGUUUAUGAGACUCCAUAAAAGGAAUGAUUACUCUUAGAGGAAAACUGAAAAAGGAUGCAGAUGUUUCUAAUUCAAAAAACAAAGAUCUGAAUUAUAAACGUAUAUCUGUUCGAGAUAAACUACUGGUCAAGGAGGUUCAAGAAAUGGAGCAAACUUUACCAAGCACUUGUAAAGUUUCCUUUAAUGAUCCUCAUCGGCUUCAUGAAUUUAAUCUUUUAAUAACCCCUGACGAAGGAUAUUGGUGUGGCGGACGCUUUUGCUUUCAUAUAUUUAUACCCGAAGAAUAUAACAUGAUCCCACCGAAUGUUAAAUGUUUAACAAAAUUAUGGCAUCCCAAUAUUAGUGAAGAUGGAUCCGUUUGUCUUUCGAUUUUAAGAGAAAGUAAUUUAGACGGUCUAGGUUGGGCCCCAACUAGAAAACUUCUCGAUGUUGUUUGGGGUUUAAAUUCUUUAUUUACUGACCUACUGAAUUUCGACGAUCCAUUGAAUAAAGACGCUGCCGAAUUAUUCAUUAAAGAUAAAGAAGCAUUUGGAGUAAAAGUAAAAGAAUAUCUCAAUCAUUAUGCAAAAAGAUGAUUAAAAUGGCAAAAUAAUUGUACAUUUAUCAGAUUUUUUUCUCCGAAAAUCACUGUUUCUGCCAAAACUUAUUUUCAAGUUUUGCACCGUUACUGCCUUUUUAUAUGAAGGAUUGAUAAUUAUACGUAAAAAAAACCAUUUUUACAUCCUUCAUUAAAACGUAUAAAGUAUUAUGAUCCUUUAAAAAUUAGUAUUUCUAAAAGUAUGGCAGAGUUUUAGAAAAUAACUUAUUGCUGAGUGCACAAUAUAUUUAUCAAUUUUUUUUUUCAUGAAAGCAUGCAAAAU
This is a messenger RNA of Leptopilina heterotoma, 1205 nucleotides long. Its product is annotated as NEDD8-conjugating enzyme UBE2F-like. NCBI's taxonomy places the organism in Eukaryota, Metazoa, Arthropoda, Insecta, Hymenoptera, Figitidae. The coding region runs from base 369 to 920 and encodes 183 amino acids. The transcript is spliced from 5 exons. The record is from RefSeq and is a predicted model, not a curated record.